AUGGAUUGCGCCCGUGAAUCUUUCGCAUUUGCAACAUAUAAACCAAAAUCAGAAAGGAAAGUUAAAAAGUUUGUUCAUUCGUUAUAUAAUAAUGUUCAAAAAUAUGAUAACUCAGUAUGUGGUAAAUAUAUUGACCCUUCAGAAGUUUUCAAGAACGCAAAUGAAGAAGUUGAUGUCACUUUUGAUAUGAUUAUUCCGGUAAAUGAUUUGUUAGCAUUUCAGGCGUUCGAUGAUUAUCCUAAAUCAUUUGGUGAUAUCAUUCUUAAAUAUUAUGUUUUCAGGGAUACUUUAGUAUUUUGUCAGGUUGACCCGUUAAGAGUUGCUGAUUUACAAAAUUACGUUUAUGAAAAGAUAACUGAUGAAAAUUAUGAAAAGAUUAUGAAUCAUGUUUAUAAAUAUGAUCGCAAAUUCCAACAAAUCGGACUUCCUGCCAAAUUAAUUACAAGCUUAGCCGCUACAUCUGCUGACGCAACAGUUGAUGACGUUAUUAUUUCAUGCACAAAGAUGGAAGUUUUAGAGGAUAAAUGCAUUACACCAGGAUACGGUUUAAUUGAAGAAUCAGUUAAAGCAAUACCACGUUUAUUCAGUAAGGAAGAUCCAUUCAUGAUUCCAGCUCAACAUAUUGACGUUCGUUCACUAAAUGGAGGUUGCAUCACUCCUGAAGGUAUCAGCUCAGAUUUCUCAUACGCUCUUCAUAAUGUUACAGAUGUUGUGUUAACAUUUCCGAAGAAUGCAAUGCAAAGAACAGUUUUAGAAAAUCCAAUGCUUCGAGGUCUUCAGGUCACUAUAGAUUCCAGAAACUUCCCCGAUCAAGCGAUGACCACAGUGGGUGACAUAUUCUUUACACGUAUGCUUCAAGCUUCUGAUUUAGAUGGAGUGAAUGAAUGCACAGAAGAAUACGAGGACUCAUUAACUAGACCACUGAAUGAUGAUGAUGGCACGCCAUUAGCUAGAACAUGGAAAGACCAAACUUCAUUCUUAUGCACUAUUCCAGUUCAACGUGAUGGAGCGGGUAUAUUCUUUGAUGGAUUAGAAACUUUCAACUCACAAGUUACAGUACAAGUGAAAGCUUAUCCAAUCAUUCAGGGUGUAAAUGACACUUACUGUUCAAAGGUGACAAAUCCUCCUCAGGUUUGGUUUACUAGGACUACAUAUUGGACAUGGACACCGGAUGAAGGUUUGAAAUAUCAUCCAACAGGUACACCACCACAGUAUAGAAGUUCAUAUGAUGAAAUAUUGAUGAAUAGAAAUGUUUAA
Messenger RNA from Trichomonas vaginalis G3, 1257 nucleotides. RefSeq lists its product as uncharacterized. The record is from RefSeq and is a predicted model, not a curated record. The transcript has a single exon. Bases 1 to 1257 code for a protein of 418 amino acids. NCBI's taxonomy places the organism in Eukaryota, Parabasalia, Trichomonadida, Trichomonadidae.